Postia placenta MAD-698-R-SB12 is the source of this 1542-nucleotide messenger RNA. RefSeq lists its product as hypothetical. The annotation marks the transcript as partial. Lineage: Eukaryota; Fungi; Basidiomycota; Agaricomycetes; Polyporales; Adustoporiaceae. The record is from RefSeq and is a predicted model, not a curated record. Gene Ontology annotation, molecular function: nucleic acid binding; zinc ion binding. The transcript is spliced from 3 exons.
CGGUCGAACCCUAAGUUCGACCUGGUUAUUCAUUCAAGUCUCUGCUCCUCUUCGCUUGGGGUAGUGGUCAUUCUCGACUUCCUCGCUCGAUCUUUAGGACGACGUACUGUCCAUAAGUCCUCGCUCGUCGUCUACGAGUCAGGCAUCGAUAUAGGAUCAACCCAGUUCCUUUGGGACUACCAGCCCUCGCAGGAUCACCGCUCCUCCUGUACGACCGAGCAGAUCGCUGCUUUGUCACCUCCACAAAAAGAGCUCCCAUCUACCCUCGAGGCGGCACCUGGUGUCGUGCAACCGGUCCAAACCCGCAGGUCGUCGCCCAUCAAGAACUCGUUAGCUACUACCAGAGACACCCACCCGCUCACCCAGAAGAUGUAUUCACCACCCUACGGAUCGACGUCGAACCUACACAAACAGCAGAAAGCGUGCAGUCACCCAUCAACGAACAACCACUCGAACUCCCUGAAGUUCAACAUCGAACUACCACCAGCCCCACCCGCACCAACCAACGCACCGGUUGAAGUCCCUAUGGCAACAUUCACUCAAGCAGACAUCGAUCAGCGCAUCGCUGUCGCCCUCGCAGCAUACCAAUCCCAGCAGUCAACGGCCAACCGACCCCUUUGCCUCGACAUCCCUGCUCCUGAACUCUUCAGCAGAAAGGCAGAGGACCUCAGAUGCUUCAUCCAAUGCGUCCUCUCCUACUUUGUCACCACCAACAACACCCGACUCAGCGAUGAAGCAAAGAUCGCCUUCACUGUAGCGCUGAUGAGGAAGGAUCUGGGGAAAACAUGGGCGGACGCGUAUUACGAAAAGUCAGCAGGGGGAGUCCAGGUCUAUUCCACUUGGGCAGACUUCGUUGCCGCUCUAGAAGAGGCGUUCCCUGAGCACGGAACGCGAAUCAAGGCACAUCAAAUCCUGAUGAAACUGCCUGAACGACAGAAGGAUAGGAAGACGGCGCUCUCCCUCGGUAACUAUGUCACCCGCUUCGAGCAGCUAGCAUCAAAGGCUCAGCUCAAGGACACCGAGGUCAAUGGCACCAACCGUGUCGAGAACGACUACCACACUCUCCAUGCCAACUUCGUCAAAGGACUCCCGAAGGAGCUGUAUUUUGCGCUCGCAACAAGGGUCGCUAGGGAUCGACCCAACACCAUGAAGGCCUGGUACGACGAAGUCCGAAACGCCGACGCAGCCAAGCAGGGGGCUCUCAUCGUCACAGACACCAGGGACUAUGGCGAACCAAUGGAUAUCGACGCCGCUGCCGUCACAUCAACCUUCGCCUCCACAUCAGGAGGAAGGAAAUGGGAACUAGGAGCCAUUCUCAACGAGGCCGAUCGGAAGCUCCACAGGGAUGGGAACCUGUGCUUCUACUGCCACAUCAAGGGCCACAGUGCCAAGGAUUGCCACAAGAAAGUGGCCGCACGACAAGGGGGUGGGAGGCCGAACCAGGGAGGAUCGGGGAAGGACGACUUCCACGCCAGAAUCAAGACACUCUCAGCUGACGAGAAGCAGGAGCUGUACGAAGAACUUACGAUGGAGGAUUUUUGA